This is a messenger RNA of Panthera uncia (snow leopard), 585 nucleotides long. RefSeq names its product TAL bHLH transcription factor 2 (gene TAL2). NCBI's taxonomy places the organism in Eukaryota, Metazoa, Chordata, Mammalia, Carnivora, Felidae. The record is from RefSeq and is a predicted model, not a curated record. Gene Ontology annotation, molecular function: protein dimerization activity; DNA-binding transcription factor activity, RNA polymerase II-specific; RNA polymerase II cis-regulatory region sequence-specific DNA binding. Bases 216 to 533 code for a protein of 105 amino acids. The transcript has a single exon. Gene Ontology annotation, biological process: regulation of transcription by RNA polymerase II.
AUUGUUCUUACCCUGUCCUUUCUUCUGCCACAUUUUCUUCCCUUACCCAAAGGAAGACUCAGAAAAACCUAAAAAUGAGGAAGUGAAUUUCCUAAAACCCGGGUCAAGAAGAACUGACAUCCCAAAUUCUUGGCAGGACAUGUGAUGCCCAAUAGCCCUCUUAUCAGGUAUUGGCCCUUAGGGCCCUUUCUCUUUCCUGUCUCAGGAACUCGAACAUGACCAGGAAGAUCUUCACAAAUAGCAGGGAGCGGUGGAGACAGCAGAAUGUCAACAGCGCCUUUGCCAAGCUGAGGAAGCUCAUUCCCACUCACCCUCCGGACAAAAAGCUGAGCAAAAAUGAAACCCUUCGCCUGGCAAUGAGGUAUAUCAACUUCUUGGUCAAGGUCUUGGGGGAGCAAACCCUGCAGCAAACGGGAGUGACCGCUCAGGGAAACAUUCUGGGACUCUUUCCCCAAGGAUCCCACCUGCCGGACAGGACUCUGCUCGGUGACUACCAGGUUCCUUCACUUGACCCAAGCCACCACAUUGCAUAGUGGAGCUCUGGCUGUCAUCACCCAGCGGGGCACUUGCUCAGAAGCCACUGGC